AGAACAAAACAGAAGAAAUGGUGUGUCUUUUACAAUCAAAGUGAAGAAGUGCCACUUUUAGAAUUUUAUGAAAAUCAAGAUGAAGCAAAAAAGAAUUCCAAGCACAAGAAGUCCCACCCAUUGAGACAAGUAAAAAGUAUCGACACCGUGAAUAAGUCCAGCAGUAAAGACUUUUACAUAGAUAUUCACAUGAAAAGAGAGAGACUGACUCUGUGCUUUGAUUGUGAGGCUGAGCUGGAGGACUGGAGUACUGUUCUGCACAAUUAUGUUAUAAUCAUAUCAGCAGACGGCGGGUCUGGUGCAACCAUCGGGGAUGAGGAUGACGAUGGAUCAACAUUCAAAGCAAAUAUGCUGUACGAGUCUUCAGAAGACACCAUUGCAUUUGAUGUGACAAUAGAACCAACACCGGCAUCCACAAAGAAACGCCUUGAAGCAGACAAGCCAUAUCGCCUACUGGUCACCAUGACAAACAUCUAUUUGGAAGAUCCAUCAAAAGAAAACCCCUUGCUCUUCCGUUGGAUGUAUGAGUACAUACGGUCAUAUGGAACUGCAAAAAGUACUGGUUUGUUUAUGAUAUCUGCUGGACGGCGGUCAGAGACGGGGGAAGGUGAGUUCUCAUUCAAAGUUAGUAAUCCUAAAGCUGUUGACCAAGCUAUAGACUUACAAACCCAGCGAAAGUUUAACCUCAAACUUCAGCAGCAACAUUCUAGAGCUGAUGAUACAGAAAUCAGCACAGAUAAUCUCCGGACCUCUACAUCGUCAAAACGUCCUGUAAGUAGUCCCGCAGGUAAACUUGACAAUUCAGAGGCUGGCUCAAGGUCCAGUCUCAAAGGGGCAGCUAAAACAGAUAAAUUCCAGAAGGAAUUAUCUGCAAGUAUUGCUUCUAGACAAUCAUCAGAUAAACAGAGAUAUAGUAAGAAAAAUGAGGAAAAGGAAAAGGACAAAAAAGAAGAAAAGGAAAAGGACAAAAAAGAAGAUAAGAAAGUAGGUUUUCCUUUUUUUGGGAAAAAGAAGGAUAAGAAAACAAAAGAACAGGAAAAAGAAUGUCUUGAGCCUAAACCAUUACAGCGAAAGGGGUCAUCAUUUGACGAUCAUAUUUACGAUGAAGCUGUUCCCCAGAUUCAGCCUGUUUUAUCUUCCAGAGAGGAUAUGUACUCUGAUGUACAGAAAGUGUCUGGAAGCUGGAAAACGCACGGUCAAAGAUCAUCGGAAAUACAUGUGGAAAAUUACGGUAGCUUAACAUUAGCAGGAAAAGAAAACAAGACUGGAAAUAAGAUUCCACUCCCCCCGAUUAAUGAUGACGAUGAUGAUGAAAUGUAUGACACGCUGGAACCCAAAGGGGGCCAGAAACCAAAGGGUACGGCCCCGGAGGAGAGUCUGUAUGGUUCCAACAGUGGGCGGCUCUUAUCUGAAAUACCAACAAAAAGCACCCAGCUGGACGAACAAACCUAUGAUGACGUGGCAUCACUGCAGCCCAGAGCACAGGUUCAGUAUAGUGAGGAAGCAUGCGAGUACGAAACUGUCGAUGUGUCGUAGACGGAUUGACCAGUGAAAAUAGGGGUUUAACAGUUCUACAUGCAUGUGUGAAUCGGUAGGAAAAUGUCAACAAUCAUAUUAAAAUGGUGUGAUAGAGUUGAUUUAAAACAAACAUUUGACAAACUUACUACAAAAUAUGCAUCCUAUACAUUUACAAUGAGCUCCAAUACUGUGUUUUUUGAAAUAUUUUUUGCCAUGAUCAUAUGAACUGCAACUGGUAAAAUGCAUUUUUCCUUUUAAUGUCAAAGUCAAGGUUUUUAAUUCUUUAUAAUAUCUUACAUAGUGGAUUACUGACAGAAAUUUUCAUUUUCGAUGAUCUGGUAAUUCAGAAUGUAUCUUCUUCAAACUGCCGCCAGAUGGAGCGCAUUUAAAUAAUGACAUGUUCAUAUACUUCUUCAGACACAAACACUGCAAAAAUACACAAUGGUAUUAUUUUUGUUAUUUUUCCUUACAUUAAUAAUUUUCAUUUCAGUCACUUUAUAUGUGUUUUUAAU
Messenger RNA from Mizuhopecten yessoensis (Yesso scallop), 2030 nucleotides. RefSeq lists its product as uncharacterized. The transcript has 2 exons. Gene Ontology annotation, cellular component: cytoplasm. Lineage: Eukaryota; Metazoa; Mollusca; Bivalvia; Pectinida; Pectinidae. The record is from RefSeq and is a predicted model, not a curated record. Gene Ontology annotation, biological process: cell surface receptor protein tyrosine kinase signaling pathway; positive regulation of MAPK cascade. The annotation marks the transcript as partial.